AUGUGCCUAAAUAAAAUAAUUACACAUCUAGCAUAUUUGCUAGGAUUUGCAAUCCUUAACAUGAGAAAUGUUGGUUGUGACUCGGGAAAGACAGAUCUCUCCGGAGUCAGUGAAAGUUUAGCCUCGACCGUCUCACUCUUCAUCUUCAUCCUGGUCUCGUCAUGCUUCCUACAGUUUAUAAUGUCCAAGAUAAACGAUAAAAUACCAAUCUCGCUGAUAUUGUUCGUCUACGGAAUGGUGAUUUACGGCAUUUUGAUGUCGUUUGAGGAGGAGAAGCUGCCGUUCACGUUUCUGAAAUGGCUGGCCUCGGUGAGAAGAAUAGACAAUUCAAUACUGUAUUUCAUCGCACUCCCGAUACUUUUGUACGAGGCGACACAGACGAUCGACUGGUACUCGUUUUGCAACUUUCUGCUGGCAGGAACGACGCUGGCAGUAGUUGGAGUUGUCCUGCAAGUUGGCAUUUUGGGGCUGCUGUUCAACUACACACUAGGGCUAGGGGAGAAGUGGUCGUUUACGAUCAGCUUUCUCCUGGCCUCGAUUCUGAGUUCCACAGACCCAGUGGCAGUGCUGUCGAUUUUGGGAGACACGAAUGCACCUAAUAAGCUAAUUACAAUGUUCAAUGGGGAAUCACUGAUAAACGAUGGUACCAGUGUGCUGCUGUUUCAGUUUUUUUACCUCUUGACGAUAGGGCAGUCCUCAUCGUUCCUGUACUACCUGGUGCUCUUCAUCAAGCUGCUAAUCGUAUCGCCAGUGCUGGGCGUGGUGUGCGGGACGUUCGUGAUAGUGUGGGUGUCCUUCUUCAGGAAGUGGCACGUGGUACAGAGCCUAAUAUCGGUGUCGAUGGGCUACCUGCUCUUCUUCUGCGCAGAGUACUACCUGAACGUGUCAGGGCCGCUCUCGAUAGUCUGCUACGGACUCUUCGUUAAGGCCUACGGGCUCAUAGCGUUCGACCGAGAGGCGCUGGAGAAGCACCACGUCCUCGUAGAGGGACUGAGCUACAUCUCUAACUACACGGUCUUCACAAUCAGCGGAAUUUUGACCAUAGGGAUGUUGAAAUCGCAAUUUUUGUUACCAAACAUAGGGAUGAAGAUACUCAAGUUGUUUGGAGUGUAUUUCUUUUUAAACGUAGCAAGGAUAAUAAUGUUGUUGUCCUUCAGGCCAGUGUUGGCGUACACAGGGUACAAAAUCAAUUUCAAAGAGGUGGUGCUGUUGCUUUGGGGAGGACUGAGAGGAGCCAUGGUGUUGGUGCUAGGACUGAGGUUGGAGAGCGACAGUAAAAUCGAGAACGCAACGAGCGACUUGAUAUCGUUCUACAUAUCAGGGAGCAGUAUGCUUAUACUGGUGCUGCAAGGAUUCACGUUCGACUGGCUCUUUAAGUCGCUGAACCCAUACCCAAUGAGCCGGCAGAGAAGAGAGCACCUAACGAGGACGAUGGCCUCAAUAGAUCGCAAGUACGAGUCGGAGAUUGAAGGCCUGAAGACGCACUGGCUGUUUAGGAACUCAGACAUAGUGUCGAAGGCAGGCUCGGCAGUGCCGUCUCUGGCAGACCUGAGGUGGGAUAAGAUGGGAAGGCUUGUGUACAGACCGAACACAACUAAGCUGGAGGACCUGGUGGAGAUACUGACUGGCAACAAGCUGCAGAUGAAGUUGGAAAGUUCGCUGAGCUAUUUGCAAAUAAAGACGGAUUCAAGUCUGCAAAUGACGCCAAGAGACAGUUUUAUAGUCAAUGCAGUUGAAAGCCUAGAAAAAAGGGAAGGGGACCCUGUGGAGGAGCCAGAAGCAGAGGAAGGGGACCUGAAGAAAGAGGAUGAAACGUACGUAACGAUAUUCAACGCACUGUCAUACAUCUACGGAGAAAUGUACAAAAACGACUUCAUCGACGGAAAGUCACUUCUGACACUGCAGACGUGCCUGAACAUAUCGCUGGAUUUUGCAAUAAAUAAACUAAAUCAGCGUUCAAUUUCAGCCUGGAAGACGCUGAUGAAGACGAGCGACGUGGAAACGAGAAUGAUCUACGACAUAGAAAACUGGGAUGAGUUGACGAAGCUGGAGAAAAUGAACGGCUUUGAAUUUGAAUGGUUUGUCCUAAAAAGCACGAUGGAGGAAAUAGUAAGGAGAAAGUUGAACUUCGUUAAAAGGACAAACGUGUCGUUCAUACUCGACCUGACGCUGGCAUACAUAGAGGCGCACGAAAAGCUCUUCAGUAAAAUGGCAAGCUCACUGGAAAACAUAAUGGCAAAUGAACUCUUCCAAAGCUCCUUUAAGCAGAUCAACAACGCUAAAAAGUACGUCUUCACGAUCAAGAGUAGGAUGAACACCAGGUUCUACUACUGUAUGCUGAGGAAGACAGCGAUAACAAUGAUUAACCUGAAGAAGGAGGUGGUGGACGGGCACUACGUGAACGGGAUGCUGCUGAGGGAAGAUAGGAACCAGGUCAUCAACGUGCUGGACCAGGAGCUGUACAAGAACCUGAAUAAGACGAACUUCGUGAAAAUGAUAAAGAACCUGUUCAGGAAGUUCUUCUACCUGAUCACCUUCAACAAGAAGAUGCACACGACGGCAACUCCACUGUAA
Messenger RNA from Theileria orientalis strain Shintoku, 2574 nucleotides. RefSeq names its product sodium/hydrogen exchanger. Gene Ontology annotation, cellular component: membrane. Bases 1 to 2574 code for a protein of 857 amino acids. Gene Ontology annotation, molecular function: sodium:proton antiporter activity. Gene Ontology annotation, biological process: proton transmembrane transport. NCBI's taxonomy places the organism in Eukaryota, Apicomplexa, Aconoidasida, Piroplasmida, Theileriidae. The transcript is spliced from 9 exons. The record is from RefSeq and is a predicted model, not a curated record.